This is a messenger RNA of Balearica regulorum gibbericeps (East African grey crowned-crane), 1292 nucleotides long. Lineage: Eukaryota; Metazoa; Chordata; Aves; Gruiformes; Gruidae. The record is from RefSeq and is a predicted model, not a curated record.
ACACGUGUGCGCCUCCAGAUAGGCUGCAAUAUGCAGAGCUCAAGGAUAGUUUCGGCACAAUGAGCAGCUUUCCCAUUGGAACGACAGUGUCGUACAUCUGCCGGCCAGGGUAUAUGCCAAUCUCUGGAAAAUCAUCAACUCGUACAUGUGGUAAAGACUUGCAGUGGUUGCCCACAGAGCAGUUCUGUACAGCGAGAAAAUGUAACCAUCCAGGAGAACUAGAACAUGGUUUUGUUCAUGUGACAGAUCUUACAUUUGGUUCAAAAGCUACUUUUUCUUGCAAAGAAGGGUUCAGAUUACGUGGCACUGAUGAAAUUUCCUGUAUAAUUCAGGAUAAAGGUGUUGGCUGGAGUAAAGAUCUUCCUUUCUGUGAAGGAAUCCCUUGUAAACCACCUCCAAGUAUAGCCAAUGGGCGCUACACUGAAGCAGCUACCUAUGUCUAUGAAACAGCAGUAACCUAUACGUGUGACGAUGUACCAAAAGGCGCGGAUCCCUUCUCGCUAAUUGGCCCAGCUACUAUUUUCUGCACGUAUGAUGCACACUUAAACGGAGUUUGGAGUGAACCACCUCCACAAUGUAAAGUGGUCAAAUGUGAUAACCCGAAGGUUGAAAAUGGGAGAAAAAUAUCUGGAUUUGCAUCUUCCUAUAGCUAUAGGGAGUCCGUUGUAUUUGAGUGUGAUCCAGGCUAUUUCAUGAUUGGUUCGCAUAUUAUUAGCUGUGGAGAAAAUAACACCUGGUCUCCUCCAAAACCAACUUGUGAAAAAAUUACUGAAGAUGUAUGUGGUGCCCCAAACAUCGCACAUGGAGUAGUGAUUCCAGCGAAAUCUGUGUAUGAAGGAGAAGAGUCUGUUCAGAUAAAGUGCAAUAAGCACUGCACUUUCCCUGAUGGCACUGAAGAGAUGACCAUAACUUGUCGAGGACGGAAUACAUGGUCGUCUUUACAAAACUGUGCAUGUGAGCCUAAAACUUCUGGUUUCACUCCACACAUAAGUUAUGGUAGAGUAAUUGAUGGACAAAAGCCUUCAUAUUCUGUCGGGGAUUUUAUUACGAUUGAAUGUUAUGCAGGCUACACAUUACAUGGUGAAGCUCGUAUUCAGUAUAUCGGAGAAAACCAGUGGAUUCCUGGAGUGCCAACUUGCCAGUUAAGUGCUUAUAUUACGGCCAUCAUCUGUGUGAUUGUGGCAUUAGUGGUGUGCCUGGCAGCCUUCUGGGUCUAUAAGAAAUUCUUUUCACAAAAUGGGAAACGCGACAGCACUCCAUGUACUGCCGAAUAUAAGAUCUGUAACGCAUGA